UCAUUAGAGUACAACUACAUGUAUUGUUGAGCUGCAAACUAAAUAUUUGCCGGCAAAUUUAGAACCGUCGUUUUCGAUUGUUGAAAGUGAUCGUUUGGCUAAUUGGACAAAAUGCCAGAAGAAGUAGAAAUAACUGCAGAAGAUUUAAAACGACGCAACCUACCCUGGAUUGAAAAAUAUCGCCCCACAAAAUUUGAGGAGAUUGUUGGAAAUGAGGAUACAAUUGCCCGCCUUUCAGUUUUUGCAACGCAAGGAAAUGCGCCAAAUAUUAUAAUAGCAGGCCCUCCUGGUGUGGGUAAAACGACGACAAUCCAGUGUUUGGCACGUAUUUUGCUCGGAGACAGUUAUAAAGAAGCCGUACUCGAGCUAAAUGCUUCAAAUGAACGUGGCAUUGACGUAGUUCGUAACAAAAUAAAAAUGUUUGCCCAACAAAAAGUGACAUUACCAAGAGGAAGGCAUAAAAUUGUUAUAUUAGAUGAAGCUGAUAGCAUGACUGAAGGAGCUCAACAAGCACUUCGUCGAACGAUGGAGAUUUAUAGUAAUACAACACGAUUUGCUCUUGCAUGCAACACCAGCGAGAAAAUUAUUGAACCAAUACAAUCUCGUUGUGCAAUGUUGCGUUUUACAAGACUGUCAGAUGGGCAAAUACUUGCUAAAUUAAUUGAGAUAUGUCAACGAGAAGAGCUCUCCUAUGAAGAGGACGGAUUGGAAGCAAUCGUUUUUACUGCGCAAGGUGAUAUGAGGCAGGCGUUAAAUAAUUUACAAUCGACAGCACAAGGUUUCGGAACGAUUACGGGCGCAAACGUAUUCAAAGUUUGUGACGAACCGCAUCCCAUGCUUUUACAGGACAUGCUGCAACAUUGUGCACAAAACGAUAUACAUAAAGCGUACAAAAUCCUCACAAAAUUGUGGAGACUUGGUUAUGCUUGUGAAGAUAUAAUUGGAAAUAUAUUCCGAGUAUGCAAGCGUCUCAACAUUGAUGAAAAUACUAAACUAAAAUUCAUUAAAGAAAUAGGAAUCACCCACAUGAAAGUUGUAGACGGAUUGAACUCUUUGCUUCAACUGACAAGUCUUUUAGCCAAAUUAUGCGACAUUGCUGACACCCAUUAACCGAACUUAUAAUAGGGAUUGUUCUAGAGUUCGCUAGUGGCUAAUUUCAGACACACUUUGCCCAAUAAAUAAAAAUGAUAUGUUUUAAUUUCUAUUAAAUGAUUAAUGUAAUAAAAUUAUAAUAAUCACCAA
This is a messenger RNA of Anastrepha ludens (Mexican fruit fly), 1242 nucleotides long. It is a transcript of the gene RfC4, whose product is annotated as replication factor C subunit 2. Lineage: Eukaryota; Metazoa; Arthropoda; Insecta; Diptera; Tephritidae. The record is from RefSeq and is a predicted model, not a curated record. Gene Ontology annotation, molecular function: DNA binding; ATP binding; ATP hydrolysis activity. The transcript is spliced from 2 exons. Gene Ontology annotation, biological process: DNA-templated DNA replication; DNA repair. Gene Ontology annotation, cellular component: DNA replication factor C complex; nucleus. Bases 112 to 1110 code for a protein of 332 amino acids.